AUGUUGGGCUUCGACCCCGGGGCUAAGGGGGCAGCUCACCCCCCAGAGGAGGCAGCUCUGGCCGGGUCGGCCGCUGGGAUGGUGACCCGAGCAAUCAUCAGCCCGUUCGAUGUCCUUAAAAUUAGGUUUCAGCUGCAGAUUGAGAGUUUGUCCUCCCAGAGGCCGAAGGGAAAGUACUGGGGAUUGUUUCAGGCGUCGCGCUGCAUUCACUCGGAGGAGGGUCUCUCUGCCUUCUGGAAGGGCCACGUCCCGGCGCAGACACUCUCAAUCUGCUUCGGGGCUGUGCAGUUCGCCAGCUUUCAGCUCCUGACUGAGGCAGUUCACAAGUCGACGGCGUAUGACAGCCAAACAGCAGGAGUUCUCUUUGUGUGUGGCGGCCUGGCUGCCUGCUCUGCCACAGUGGUCUGCCAACCUCUGGACAUACUGCGCACACGCUUUGCAGCUCAGGGAGAACCCAAGGUGUACAGGAACAUGCGACACGCCGUGUCCACAAUGUGUCGCUCAGAGGGAGUUCUGACUUUUUACCGCGGCCUUUCUCCAACCCUGAUGGCAGUGUUUCCUUAUGCCGGGCUGCAGUUCUUUUUCUACAACGUCUUUAAAAAUCUCUUGGCUCCGCUGGCCAAAUCUGGGAACUCUGGAGGGAGCCUGACGAGUCUGGUCAGCGGUGGCGGAGCCGGAAUGAUCAGCAAAGCCAUCACUUACCCGUUUGACCUCAUCAAGAAGAGGCUGCAGGUGGGGGGCUUCGAAGCAGCCAGACUUCACUUUGGACAGGUGCGGAGUUACAGCGGUGUGGUGGACUGCAUGGUGCAAAUAGCCAAAGAGGAGGGCGUGCACGGCUUCUUUAAAGGCCUCUCCCCGAGCCUCCUGAAGGCUGCACUCUCGACAGGCUUCACCUUUUUCUGGUAUGAAUUGUUCCUCAAUGUCGUGCGUGACCUCAGGCGGAGGCGGAGAACAGACGACCUCACCAAAGACCUUGAGGAAAGAUGA
Messenger RNA from Limanda limanda (common dab), 987 nucleotides. Its product is annotated as mitochondrial thiamine pyrophosphate carrier-like. NCBI's taxonomy places the organism in Eukaryota, Metazoa, Chordata, Actinopteri, Pleuronectiformes, Pleuronectidae. The transcript has 6 exons. Gene Ontology annotation, cellular component: mitochondrial inner membrane. Gene Ontology annotation, molecular function: thiamine transmembrane transporter activity. Bases 1 to 987 code for a protein of 328 amino acids. Gene Ontology annotation, biological process: thiamine pyrophosphate transmembrane transport. The record is from RefSeq and is a predicted model, not a curated record.